Molecule: messenger RNA, 1641 nt
Organism: Lipotes vexillifer (Yangtze River dolphin)
Lineage: Eukaryota; Metazoa; Chordata; Mammalia; Artiodactyla; Lipotidae
Product: serine/threonine-protein kinase ULK4-like
Exons: 16
Source: RefSeq, a predicted model, not a curated record
GAUUUUGUCUCUACAAUUAUCCGUUUACUGGACAGCCCCUCGACAUCCAUCAGAGCAAAAUCCUUCCUGGUUCUUCUGUAUAUUUUGAUUCAUAACCACGAGAUGCUGCUGCUCAGCUGCCAAGCACGACUGGUGAUGUACAUCGAGAGAGACAGCAGAAAGACCACUUCAGGCAAGGAACAGCAGAGCGGCAAUGAGUACCUGUCCAAAUGCCUGGACCUGCUCAUCUGUCACAUCGUGCAGGAACUGCCACGAAUCCUGGGUGACAUUCUGAACGCCUUGGCUAACGUUUCUGGUCGUAAACACCCAUCCACAGUUCAAGCGAAGCAGCUGAAGAUGUGUCUCCCCCUCAUGCCUAUAGUGCUUCACCUCGUAACGUCUCAGGUAUUUCGACCUCAAGUUGUAACAGAAGAGUUCCUUUUCAGUUACGGAACUAUUCUUAGUCAUAUUAAAUCAGUAGACUCAGGAGAAACUAACAUAGAUGGAGCCGUAGGACUGAUGGCAUCAGAAGAAUUUAUCAAGAUCACCCUGUCAACUUUUGAAGCAGUGAUACAGUAUCCUGUUUUAUUGAAAGACUAUUGCUCUACGGUGGUUGAUUGUAUCCUGCCACCCUUGGUCUCCUUGGUUCAAAGCGGGAAUGUGGAGUGGAGACUCUUCAGCUUGCGGCUGCUGUCAGAAACCACAUCUCUGCUCAUGAACCAGGAGGUUGGUGAUGGCAAGAAGGAGGCGAAUGUCGAUUCUGACAGCAAUCUUCUGGCCCUCAUUAGAGAUGUCUUACUUCCCCAGUACGAGCACAUCCUCACGGAGCCUGACCCCGUACCAGCAUAUGCUCUGAAGCUGCUAGUUGCCAUGACUGAACACAACCCAACUUUUACCAGACUUGUGGAAGAAAGCAAACUGAUCCCACGCAUUUUUGAUGUAAUUCUGGAACAUCAGGCGAACUUUCUGGGUAACACCAUGCAAAGUGUGGUUGCAUUGCUCAACAAUCUGGUCACCUGCAAAGACUUGAAUAUGAAGCUACUUUAUGAACAAGGACUGGUCCAUCACGUCUGUAACCUGUUCACUGAAACUGCCACACUGUGCUUGGAUGUGGACAAUAAAAACAACCACGAGAUGGCAGCCGCUCUGCUAUUUUCCCUGCUUGAUAUUUUGCACAGCAUGCUGACCUAUACCUCGGGGGUCGUGCGACUGGCUCUGCAGGCACAGAAGUCCGGCUCUGGAGGGAACACUCAGGCCGCAGAAGACCUGCUGCUGCUCGGCAAGCCUCUGACAGACCUUAUCAGCCUGCUCAUCCCGCUGCUUCCUAACGAGGAUCCUGAAAUUUUUGAAGUUUCAUCCAAGUGUCUGUCUAUACUGGUUCAGUUGUAUGGAGGAGAAAACCCAGACAGCCUGUCUCCCGAAAAUGCAGAGAAUUUUGCUGAUUUACUGACGUCCAAAGAGGACCCGAAGGAGCAGAAGCUUCUGUUGAGGAUUCUCAGAAGAAUGAUCACCUCCAAUGAGAAGCACCUGGAGAGCCUCAAGAAUUCGGGCAGCCUCCUGCGGGCUCUGGAGUGGCUGGCUCCGGCUCCGGCUGCGGGUUCGUCGGCCAGCAGUGCAGUGGCUUCCUUGGCCCUGGAGAUCCUCCAAGCUGCUGGACACUAG